GAAGUCCGCGUUGCGCACUGGCGAUGACUAAUUCGCAACUUCGCUUGAAAGUUAUUCAUAUCGAUUGAUUUGUCGUCACUAGUAAUUCGGUUUCGUCGCUGCCAAAGUCUGCUCGCAGACUGCGACGGAGCCUUUUUCUUUAGAAAAUAAUUAUUUUUAUUUAGUGGUGUGUUGUACAAACCGUGAAAGAUGGGGUCGUUGUUUAGGAGUGAAGAAAUGACAUUAUGUCAACUUUUCCUACAGAGCGAAGCCGCGUAUGCAUGCGUGUCUGAACUCGGGGAGUUGGGACUUGUACAGUUCCGUGAUCUUAACCCCGACGUAAAUGCCUUCCAACGCAAGUUUGUCAAUGAGGUCCGUCGGUGUGACGAGAUGGAGCGCAAGCUCCGGUACCUGGAGAAGGAGAUCCGUCGCGACGGGAUCCCCAUGCUGGAGAUCCCCGGCGAGUGCCCCGAGGCCCCACAGCCUAGGGAGAUGAUCGAUCUCGAGGCUACCUUCGAGAAGCUGGAGAACGAACUCCGCGAAGUGAACCAGAACGCCGAAGCCUUGAAGAGGAACUACCUCGAGCUCACAGAACUCAAACAUAUCCUAAGGAAAACACAAGUUUUCUUCGACGAGCACGAGGGUGGUGCCAAUACCACUGAGUCGAUGACGCGCGCCCUCAUAUCCGACGACCCGAACCGACAUAUCGGCCACGUCCAACUAGGUUUGCGGGAUAAACAAGAAUCCCUGGAAUUCCUGCCUUGGUUAGUAGUGUAUAUUGUAUUUUAUAUUGUAGAUGGGUAUAGUGGUAGUUAAGGUUCGGGUGUAUGUUAUAAUUGUAUGCUUGCGGACUGAACAGUAAUGUUGUGUCACAGACAAUAUUGAAAUCGACUGGGCUUAUUUCAACGUUGUCUUCACCAACUGGGUACAAAUGAACUCUUAGUUCUAUACUAACACCCCUCACUUGCUUCCUAACAUUCACGUCAAUAUCACAGUAUUGUUUGUAAAGCGAACGUUAAAUUUCAUAUGCGUUAUCAAGGUAACUUGGACUUCAAGAAUAGAUAAUGGAAAUAGGUGCGAAAAAUGUAAAUGCUGAAAUUUACACGGCUACUUCGUGAUCUGGCUUUUCCUAUUUGUUAAUGACUUAAUUACACGAAUUAAAGUUCUCAUUGUAUUUUACUGGAAUAAAGGUCAUUGGUAUGCUCCCAGAGGGACACUUUUAUAGUUAUAUUAGAUUACUUGACAAUAGGAAAAGUUAUGAAGGCGAAGCUAUUUUCAACAUAGACAAUCUUAACAGCGUCUUGGUACGAGUGUCUUAGAUAAUAAUAUUUAUGUUUUGUGUAAUAUUUUAGAAUAAACCCGUGUUAUUCAUAUAGAACCGCUUUAGGGCUAGCAAAGGCUUACUGAAGUCCUGUUUUGGACAAAAGCUUAAUUAACUUAAAAAUUGUGAUUAAUUUGAACCCUAGAUUGGUCAAAAGUAUUUCAUGAACAGACUAAUCAAGAAAAACGGUAGUUGGUGUGCAGCCAACGCUGCUUAUCAGGCGCCAAAACUUAAUUGAAAAAUGUUUUAUUCAAUCUUACGGUGUAUUUGAAGCGACUAUAAUUUGGUAUUAACAAGAACGGUGUUCCCGUAUCAACCUUGGAUCAAUCGAAUAUAGAUGUGAUAAAUUUGCUUAGCCUUUACCACGUAGAUACAUUGUGAAACACAAUGCUGGCUCUCUUAACACAAUAUGGGCUUGUUAGGUAUCAGUUACGUCAUUGAGGUUGUUUCUAAUUGACUCUAUAGCUACAAAGUGUAUCGCGACAGUUUAUUAGCAAAUAUUGAGUGGCGACCUUAGUACGGUUUGAACGUUUUAUAACAGAGUAAACCUUGAGUUAACUAUUGUGAUAAAAGAGUAUGAGCUUAGUUUGUAUACGAGCUUAUCAUACAAGUAAUGUCGAUGGAAUCAGUUCAUUUUGGUACACCUAAACACAGACUAUUGAAACGCAUGUUUUGCAUCUCAGAAUCCUUGUAAUAUUCAGUACCGUCACAUAUUUGUAUGUUAUACGCCGCGACUCAGUUCUCACACUUUGUUUUUGAAACAAUGUUCUCGGAGACCAAUACGAUUGUACACAUUCGUGAUUUUCUCAUUUCCUUCAACAUACCGGUGUAUAGACAUUUGAUUGUUGUAUACGAGACGUAUUGUCAGGUAAAUGGUAUGUUUUUGUUAUUAAAUUCUUUAGUUUUCUCAAACAAAAACAAUACUUAUCGAAUGUUAUUAAGAUGACUGAUAAGGUUUUUGUCUGAAGAUAGUGUGUCUCAGCAGCCGUAGUCGUGAUUCAAUCUGGAUCGUGGCAAACUACUGUCAGAGAUUUGGCAUCAUUAAAUUUCAAGGUUUUGAGUGGCGAUCGGCUUAAGAUAAAGAUAAGGUUGGACAAGAUUUAGGUGCUCAAGUAGUCUAGUGCAUUCAUUCAAGACAUGUUCACGGAUUUGAAAAAUAGAAAGAAACGUAUUUGGAAGAGUUGUCAAUCUCCAAAAUUUUUCCAGCGCUUAGGAGACGUUUUGAAAAAUCUAGUAUGACAUUCUAUUUGUAAAGCCAU
Trichoplusia ni (cabbage looper) is the source of this 2559-nucleotide messenger RNA. RefSeq names its product V-type proton ATPase 116 kDa subunit a-like. Gene Ontology annotation, biological process: vacuolar acidification; proton transmembrane transport. Bases 190 to 795 code for a protein of 201 amino acids. The record is from RefSeq and is a predicted model, not a curated record. NCBI's taxonomy places the organism in Eukaryota, Metazoa, Arthropoda, Insecta, Lepidoptera, Noctuidae. The transcript has 5 exons. Gene Ontology annotation, cellular component: proton-transporting V-type ATPase, V0 domain; plasma membrane; vacuolar proton-transporting V-type ATPase complex. Gene Ontology annotation, molecular function: proton-transporting ATPase activity, rotational mechanism; ATPase binding.